Mercenaria mercenaria is the source of this 3844-nucleotide messenger RNA. RefSeq lists its product as uncharacterized. The transcript is spliced from 9 exons. Lineage: Eukaryota; Metazoa; Mollusca; Bivalvia; Venerida; Veneridae. The coding region runs from base 645 to 3605 and encodes 986 amino acids. The record is from RefSeq and is a predicted model, not a curated record. Gene Ontology annotation, biological process: protein ubiquitination; Notch signaling pathway.
AUUUACUUUUACACUUGUAUCCGAACGGAGUUAAACUACUGCUUUGAGUUAUAACUUAAAUUAUGUAGAAAACAAACCUUGAUUGCUUAUAAUGUUUACAAUAAUAUCUGUUUUGAGAUAAGGAAAGUAACAAGUCAGCCAGUUUAAAACCGAAAUUAAUUUUAGAUUCAUUAAGCAACGUGUACAUAUUCAUGGUACGAGGAAGUAAAAAUAGUUUGUAUGGUAUCCAAGAAGGCUGUGAUCAAUAUUUUCAACAAUGUAAAUCGAUCAAGUUUAAACAUUUGAAUGAGGUUUAUAGUGUCGUAUAUUCUACUUUAAACCAUUUUAAAAUAUCUAUAAACUUUAGAGCCGCGAUAAAUGAAACAGGACACGUUUUACAGGGAGGUUUUAUAUUUCUUUCCACCUAGAGAUUGGAUUUGCCUGGCCAAUGUACCCUUCAUGUUAAUAUCUACAGCACAAACAAUCGCCUCAACGCUGUCGUCCAGCUUCAACACAGAACCUGAAGAUACACCAAUACUAUAUACACAAAGAUUUGCCUGACCUGUCAUCCAUCUGUCAGUGUGUACAUCCGCCUUCAACCAAAGAUUAUGAUACUAUGUAUGUGAAACCACCUAUUUUAUUGCUUAAAAUUACUAACUGAAAAAAUGACAGCAGAAGUGUCCGUACCGGUAGGAAUAGUUAAAGAACUCGAGAAACAACCAGGAGGAAUGAAUUCGAUAAAAGAUGAUCUGAAACAAAAUCACCUAAUUGAUGUCAAGUAUAAAGGAAACGUCUUACAUUUGACAGGACAUGAUGAAAAUAUUCUUGAUAUUGCAAAUGAAUUCCUACAUGCGAAAGUUGGAAGGGCUAAUGCAACAAAUAAAACUUUAGGAGGUAAUGGAACAAUUGCGUGGACUUACAGAGGAAAGCCUGUUAAACAUAUUAAAUGUUUAUUCGAUGCAGAAUAUAAGGAGCUCUUAACGGUCAAAUCUAUAGAAGCUGCAGAACCGAAAGUGGAUAGUUUAGUUAUUUCAUGCAGCUAUGCAGAUUACCAAACGGUGAAUGAUAUGCUCAAGAAACUCGACAAGAAAAUCAAGAAUUGCAAACAAAAAGCUGUUAAAGUAGAUAUCAAAGAUCAACAGCUUGCAAAACGAUUUGAAAAGGAACAAGUUGGCAAUGAUUUUUAUUGUUGUUUAAUAGUCGACAACAAAGAUAAAAGUAAACUUCAGCUGGAGUUUUAUGGAAGGGAGGAAAAGUAUUAUAAAGAAGGAAUUUCAAUAUGGGAAUCAAUUAAACACGGUGACAAGAAGAAGCCCGCUUCGAGUUCUACAUCUACUCGGAAUCUAAAGGGAAACGAAUCAAUGAAAGAUAGCAGUAUAUUGGAGGAGCAGAAAACUACAGGCCAACAGAAAUUUACAAAUUCGUAUCAGACAACUGCUACUGCGUCCCUGCUUGAAAAGCAUGCUACAAAUACAAAGACAUCAGAGACGGACGAGACAGCACCAGUUUCUGUACAAAAAACAAUGGAUGUAGAUUGGGAUGAGACAGCUAAUGCUACCGGUUCGUCUUCAACAGAUUCAACAAAUCUAUCAAAACCUCAGAUGAACGUAAUUUCUACUGCUAGUGCCUCUGGUGGACCAGAAGAAAAUAUAUAUUCACGUGCUGCUACUACGGAGGUGAAGAAAACACCUGGAAGAACGAUAGGUUCUGGCGAAACAGCAAAAUAUUCUUUUCAAAUUGAAAAUAUGCUUGUUUACGUGUACAAAGAAUCAAUUACAGAAAUUAAAGGAAUGGAUGCCAUCACAAAUGCAGCCAAUGAAAGGCUCAUGCACGGAGGUGGUGUGGCUUAUUUCAUAUCAAAAGCAGCAGGAAAAAAGAUGGAUCAGGACUGCUAUAGCUAUAUAGCAAGGCAGGGACCUUUACAAGUUACACGGAAUUAUGUGUCCAUUCCUGGCGAUAUAAAGUGCAAAGGUAUAAUCCAUGCAGUAGGUCCCACAUGGUAUGAUUACACAGACAAGAGAGAAAAUUGCGCCAGAGAUUUGUACGAGACAAUUAAGAAUAUCCUCAUUACAGCAAACAACAAGAAAUGGCAAAAGGUGGCACUUUCGGCAAUAAGUUCAGGGUUAUUUGGUGUCCCGAAGAAACUGUGUGCGGAGAUGUACAUAAAGGCAUUUGCAGAUUACGCAACAGAAGCUGAUGGCACUUUAAAGGAAGUGCAUUUCAUUGAUGUUAACCGUGAAAUCUUAGAUACUGUCAUCGAAACACAUAAAACUUGGAUGAAAGACGCAAGUAAACUGGAUUUUAAGAACGCUUUGGAAUAUACAUCGGCCGUAUCAAAAACGCAAACUAGAAAAGGAGUAGGAUCAGAGGAGCAAGACUGUUUGAUCCAGUUCCUUGAACCUGACCAAACUUCAUACGGCGAAACGAGAUACAAAUACCGUGUAUGUAAGAAAUUGGCUGUAUUUGUGUAUAAAGGCUCACUGACACGACUACGUGGGGUUGACGCCAUAGCUUUGACCAUUUCCCCAGAUCCGUACCAGAUAGGAAUUCUUGAAGGUGCUGUACAGAAUCUUGCGGGUCAUAAGUAUGCACGAGAAGUUGAUAAAUACAGGUAUUUGAUAGAAUGUAUAUUACUUUCCAGGUAUUUUAUUAAUGUUGUCAAAAAGAUUCUAACAUUUAACUGUUUACCCGUUUUGAUUACAGGGGCAGCAUAUAGCAAAGCCGAUGUUAGAACACUUUGCUACAAUGUUAUCCAAACACUUGUAAGCGUGUGCAGUGAUACCAGUAAAACAUUGGAAGUCAAAGAACUCCACCUUGUGAAUUUAGACAGAGAUGUUAGUUUAUGUCUUCAAGAUCAAUUUACUAGAUUGAUUAAAGGUACAAAUGAAACUGAAAAGAAAACAUAUGCACAAACAACGUAUUAUUCAAGUAACACUCCGAGGUCAAAUAACAUAGAUCAUCAUUGGAUGCAACAUACACCACUUGAAGCUAUCGAACACGCUAAGGCUAAACCAUCAUCUGAUGGAACGGACAAAUGCAAGGUAUCUCAGGAGGAUGCCCCUAAAACGAUUGAGAAAGCACCAGCGAAUCGUCAGUGUGUAUACUGUGAUAAAACGGCAGAAAUAAAACUAAAGGAAUGUAGUCACAUGUAUUGUCCUGCCUGUGCAGUUCCCGUUAAAACUAAUGCUGUCUGCUUGAAAUGUUCUAGAAGUUCUGAGGAAACCACCGAUAAAUCUACAAAUACAGCGGAAAACUGUCCCAUAUGCUUGGAACCUUUGAAGAAAGCUGCAGUAUUGCCAUGUAGUCACAAGCUUUGUCAUGAGUGUUAUGAGACAGUAAAGAAACAAAAACCACAAUGUCCAAUUUGUCAACAUAUAUUUGGAGAGGUAACUGGAAGUCAGCCAGAUGGAAGGAUGUUUUAUCGCUACGUUACAUGGAAAAGUCUUCCAGGCUAUGAUGGAUGCGGAACUAUUGAAAUAUUUUAUAUAAUUCCACCUGGAAAGCAGGGGGUACCUCCUGCACGUAUACAGAUAAUAACGGAAGGAAAUGACGAGUUUGGGUAUCCUGAUCCAGCGUAUCUUUCGCGAGUCAGAGAAGAACUUGCAGCCAAAGGUGUGACGGAAUAAACAGCAACAUGAGACAUGCUAUAAACUCUACACAACCUUCUGGUUAAAAAGUAGCUUAAUUGAAAACAGCACUCAGAACAAUAUCUAAUCUAAAUUCACAUGAAAAGCAAGAAGAAUGAAUGUUUAAUGAAAUGUGACAUUUCUCAGAUAUGCUUGCAGUUUAUAUAUAUAACAAUAUCUAUUUAUUAUUCCGGUCGUUUUUGCAACUUCUAUAUGGAACUAAUGUUUACCUAUUGUCC